Molecule: messenger RNA, 462 nt
Organism: Puccinia triticina
Lineage: Eukaryota; Fungi; Basidiomycota; Pucciniomycetes; Pucciniales; Pucciniaceae
Exons: 3
Coding region: 1-462 (153 amino acids)
Source: RefSeq, a predicted model, not a curated record
AUGGUUCUUAUUAACUUCGCUACGAUUUUCAGUGUCUUACUGCACGCAUCCCUAGUGAUCAGCUUGCCCCAACCCCAGGAUUUUAGUCAAACCAUAACUCUGGAAACAGAGAAUGUAGGAGUAAUCGAUCUUCAACGGAGAUUUAAAAGAGUACUAGACGCGGCAAACAGAGAUGACCCGCUUACAGUGUACUCGUUGGUAUCUGGCCUCCAGCAAUAUGGCAUACAAAUGACUGCCGCUGAUGGCUCGACAGUUACGGUGACCGGGGGAUCUGAUUACUUGAACCUCAUGGAUGAAUUUGUUACCCAAGUCGUUUUCCAUACCUACGAUACGGAUUGGGUGGUACAUCAUGCCACACAAGCCAUGGAGCUGAUUCAGAGAACUGGGUACACGUAUUCCAUAGAUACGACAGUGAAAAGAACUACAUAUGAGUCGAGUCAAGUAGUCCAGGUUGCGAAAUAG